AUGUGGGCCGCACUGACCUGCGUCUCCCUCUCCCUCUGCCUCUCCCUCCCGGGCUGUGGCGGUGACGGGCUGAGCGGCGCGGCGGCGGCGGCGACACCCGCCCGAGAGCGGCUCCAGCGGCCCCCGGGCCACAGCUCAGGGACCAUAUUUACCUUGAAGGUGCAAAUAAACGAUGCGGUCACUCGCCAUUAUCUACAAGAGGCCCACGUCGAUGUCUUUGUUAAUCACACAAAGACCAACUCUGCGUUCACUGAAGACAGCGGAGGUGUGGUCUUCAGAGUACCUUAUGAACUGGGCCUUACCCUGACUGUCACAGCUAGCAAAGGAGGCUACGUGCUAACAUCUUUGCCUUGGAAAACCAGAAGAGUGCCAGUGUUUGCAGCUGUAACCCUUUCAAUGCUGCCACAAAGUCGAGCGAGUCUCUGGCUGUUUGAAGAUACCGUGUUAAUUACAGGAGGAAAAAUGGGUGGGUUAAAUGACAAAUCACAUCCUAGUGUCCAGUUUCCAAAGGGAUCAUUGAAAUUACCAGAAAAGAUCACUUUUUCUAAUCUAACAGCCUAUCUCACAGCUCCACAACCCCCCUGGGGUACAGACAAUUUUCUCACUACACUGGGGACUCUAAUGAACAAGUCAGGCUUGAAGAGCAUUGAGCUGACGCCUCUGGCUGCUAUCAGUGUUCAGCUAUUUUCUGCAGAAGAAGAUAUGACGGUGACUGGGCCAAUCCACAUUACAUUACCUCUGCCUCCAACACACCGAGUGAGACAUGCAGAUGCUCUUCCAGCCUGGACAUUUGACCUGAAAAUUGGUGCUUGGGUAAAUAGAGGAGUCGGAAUGGUUAAGAACGAGGGUGGACGUCUUAUAUGGAUAUAUGAAGCUCCUCAUCUGGGACACUGGAUAGCUGCCCCAUUAUCUAUAAACACAGGUUCUAUUGAUCGAAUAGCAAAGGAUAUAACUGCCUACCACAGCGUGCUGCUGGUGGCCAUCCUAGGAGGAACUGCAGUGAUCCUUGUGGGGUUCGUGGCUGUGCUCUUUUGUUACUGCAGAGGAAGGUAUUGCAAACCACGGAAGAAACGGAGAAGGAAGACUAAAAUGGAGCCAUCGAAGAAAGACCAGACCACUGCGACCACUCAUGUUAAUCUGACCCCCUCCAUUAAAGACAACUUGAAAUCUGAUGAGAACUCUGGUUCCCAACAAGCCAAGAUCCUCUCUUACAGUCCCAGGAGGGAAUUGACCAGCAAAGAAGUCGAUGACUUCUGUAAACGUGUAGGGAAAACGGCCGAAGCGAAAAACAAAGAGAGCUGCAAGAUUUACGUCGAAAACGUCACGGUUCGUUCUCGGAGAAGAUUAGGAGAAACCAGUCACCAGAGGGAACCGACCUCUCAGCAAGUAUUCAGCAGCGCUGCCGAGCUGCCCAAAAAUGCAUUGCAAAUCAAACAUAUGAAAAUGUUAGCCAAGCGAAAGGACAUCACAGAAGAGCAGUACAAGACUCUGCAUCCAACGAACGAAGAAACAUACCCACUGCCUAAUAUUUUGAACAAACAUUUUCCUAUUUACAAUCCUUCUGUCACCAUCCUGCAAACGCCAGACCACUUUCUUACUCCAGGCCAGGUUUCUAGGUCAGCAACAAUGCCUCGAAACAGGCAGAUGAUCUACAGCCCUCUGGCUGAGCCAGUAACCAGGGACAGCUACACUCAGACACUGCCUAAAAUGCCAAUGCAUUCUCAGCAGCAGGCAGAAGCCCACAGAGAACAGCAAGCUCUUCAGGCACAGCAGGAGUACAUCAAUUCCAAACAAGAGCUGGACUCCAACCCAACCAUCCCUGCUAACUGGGGGAGGUACAGUAACAAUCUGUUGGAAUCUGUGUCAGUCCCUGGCACACUGAAUGAAGCGGGAGGAAUGACUCCAUUUGCCACUGAACUGCAGGGCAUAUCUGAGCAGACCCUGUUAGAACUGACCAAAGGCAAGCCCUCACCUCACCCGAGAGCGUGGUUUGUGUCGCUGGAGGGCAAGCCGGUGCCUCAAAUCCGCCAUUCCUGCGUCAACGCCCAGAAACCGAAGAAGACGCACAGCAAUGACACCAGCCUGGAUUCCGGAGUCGAUAUGAACGAGCAUCUCAUUGGGAAGAAGCUCGAGAAAGAAAAGACUUUCGUCAAGAGUACGACUCCAUCGAAGAACCUUUACUCAGAAGAGAUGGACUUAAGCGGCAGUGAAAAUGGGACUGCGGUCUGCAGCCCGGAGGACCUAACCUUGAGGCACGUGCUGGAUGGGAAGAACGGACAGUUGGUGGAAGAGGCACUUUCUCAACAAGAAGAGCUCGGCGACAGGGGCUCGCAGCCAGAGUGCAGGCUAGGCAUGAUUCCUCAACGCAAAAAGGGGAAAAGGAAUAGUGACCAAGGAGAGGAGGAUGGUAAGAAGAGCGUUUGGCAAAAGAGAGAGGAGCGGCCACUUAUCUCUUUAAACUAAGUACAUUGUCUCUAAAUCUUCAGAUUACAAUAAAGCACAGUGUUUGUUUUGUUCACCGAGUUUGUACAGACGUUACUUUUACUAAUAUUGCAGCUCACUGUAUAUCGCUCGGAUCUCUGCGUGCAUUAAAUUCACUGUAAAUACGUCAACAGAUGGACAUUGCAAACCUUCCUGACUGACGAUGCGAAGCACUAGCUAUAUGUGCUCUUCAAAUGCUUUGCCACUUUCAACGUGUUGAAGAUCAUCUGCUCACAGUGUGCACUCUCUUUUACAUUAGGAGUCAAUCCCAUUUUUUUGUUUCUCUCUAUCUCUCACCUCUGCCACUAUCAAGAUUUAGCAAGAAAAGGAGACAAAUUAAAAGCCCAGUGGCAUUACUGCUGGGUGUCUGUUCUGUUCCUUGAAUAUCUGUCAGUAUAAAGCACUUCUUGCCAGUUGCAAUCGAGUGCCCCGAACAAGGACUGAUGUGAGACUGAUAAUCAUGUUCUAGAUGAGAUGCUGACACAGACCUGCACUCGUAUUAUAAGGACCGAGGCAAACACUGUACAGCUUCACCUGCAGACAGCUGGCAUAACCUGUUGUGUUUGAUUGUGAGAGUAAUUAAUGGCGUGGUGGAGUUUGGCAUCUGAUGCAAAUUGUUCAUUCCCAAUAUGUGAUAUAUGAUAUAGUUUUACAUUGAAAUAUACUUUUCUAAAAUGUUAAACCUUGUAUGUUUUUUUUAAAAAAAACAUAGAUUCCCAGAAGCACAAAUUUUAAGGGUUGCUGGAAAUUGUAAAGUUUGCAUGAGGCUUUGGAAGCACUGAUUUCAGGAUGCACAAAGCAACUUUCUUUUUUUUGAAAACAAAGUGGGUCUGAUGCAGAUUCAGGAAAUGUAUGGCUUCUGCAGUCUGAGAAACUGCUGUCAGUGUGGAAACAAAAAGGCAAAUAUUACAAACAAAUCUGAAAGAUUUACUGUGUUGAACGAUAUUGUAAAGCCACUUCAAUGCACAGUGCAAAGGUUCAUUUCUGACUAAAUUCUUAACAACCAAUCAUUUUGAACUUUUAUCAUUUGUUCUUAUUGUGACAGAGGUGGGUAGAAUAAACCGAGUAAAUUGCUUUUAAAAUAUUCUCUCAACCAACUUCUAAUAAACACUUAUGUCCAUUUCCAUUUUCUGAAUUCUCAUCACAAGCCCAGUUUAUUACUUUUAUUGUACAUGGAAGAAUUUGCCUUUUGAUGUGUUAUUAGUGACUAGAUUCUGUGUCUUCUAGGACUUUUGAAGCUGAUCAUUGGCUAAAAUAGCACAGAAAAGAUCAUUUAAGAUCUUUUGCAAUUUGAGUUGAAUUUUAGUUAUUAAUUUAUUAUUGCCGAUAUUCUGGUUUGCUGAUAUCAGGAGAAUUAUCUGACCAGAAUAUAACUACGUUAGUUAAAUUUGUAAUGUAAAGUUGUGUAGCUAAUGUUCAACUUAUUUUUACCUUCGCUUUGUCAGUUCGGAGUCAGUGUUUUCAGUGAGUAAAGUGCAUUGGAAUGGAAAACUUGCAUUUUCAUUUUGUUAAUUGCUGUAAUAGAAGGAGGAGUCAUUGUUUUGAAAGACCAUCAGGAAGUAAUUUAAUGUGUUAUGGUUUGAGAAAGAUGGUGUAAUUUAUUGAGUGUGUUGUCAAGCAUGGUUGCAUGUUUUCCAUACAUUGUUGUUCAUUCUCAAAGCCGGUUUUGCUAUUUAGACCGUUUUCCAUUGGUGUAGUAUUUCUAAGAACUCGUGGAAUCCAUUCAGAAUUGUUUAAAUGCACUGUUUAAAUUCCAAUAAAAUAGAAUCGUGUUUUCUUUACAU
Callorhinchus milii (elephant shark) is the source of this 4265-nucleotide messenger RNA. RefSeq names its product protein FAM171B (gene fam171b). The record is from RefSeq and is a predicted model, not a curated record. Lineage: Eukaryota; Metazoa; Chordata; Chondrichthyes; Chimaeriformes; Callorhinchidae. The transcript is spliced from 8 exons. Bases 1 to 2463 code for a protein of 820 amino acids.